AUGGUUGUCCCCACAAAACGAUUAAGAACGCCCGAGGAUCUGGCCAAGUUCCAGCAUAGUUCCGUGUACAAUGACAUGGUGCAGUUUGUGGUGGACCUGGCCAAGUCUGUGCACGGCCUGGAAUUGGGGUACACGGACGAUUCUCUGGGCGAUAACAUUCGCAAGGUUCUAGAGCUUCUGGAGAAAAUCAACAGCAUUGUCGACAACCACCCCGUCGUGAAGGACACUAGCAGCCGUUUUGGCAAGCCUGAGUUCCGCGAUUUCUACGACGAGCUGGCCACCAAAGUCAGCGGCCUCGUUCAAGGCUGUGUUGGCGAGGAACACGCGGAGGAGCUUGGGUGUUAUCUUUUAAACUCGUUUGGUGACCGCACCCGGAUCGACUACGGGUCUGGACACGAGCUCAAUUUCGCAUGUUUUCUGCUAUGUCUAUACAAACUAGGCUUUUUCCAGCCCGCAGACUUCAAAUGGCUCGUUCUUCGCAUCUUCAACAGAUACCUCAAACUGAUGCGCCGUUUGCAAUUGCUUUACUGGCUCGAGCCGGCAGGGUCGCACGGCGUUUGGGGGCUGGACGACUACCAUUUCCUGCCGUUCCUGUUUGGCGCCGCGCAGCUGGCACCAUUCUCGCGUCCACGGCCGCUUACGAUCCACCAGAAAGACUACGUCGAAGAGUUCAAGGACAAAUACCUAUACUUUGGGUGCAUUGCAUUUAUAAACCAAGUGAAAACCGGUGCAGGGUCGCUCAGAUGGCACUCGCCAAUGCUGGACGACAUCAGUGGUGUGAGGUCGUGGGCGAAGAUCGAGGAGGGUAUGAUAAAGAUGUACAAGGCCGAGGUAUUAGGCAAGCUUCCCGUGGUGCAGCAUUUCCUUUUUGGCAGCAUUUUGAAAUGUCCCGACGGCAUUUCGGAGCAUGCGGACGACGACGACGGCGAGCAUGCCGGCCACGACCACUCGACGUGGGGCGACUGCUGCGGAAUCAAGGUCCCGAGCGCGGCGGCCGCGAGCGCCCUGUCAAAACACACGGUUCCCUGGGACUGA
Molecule: messenger RNA, 1035 nt
Organism: Ogataea parapolymorpha DL-1
Lineage: Eukaryota; Fungi; Ascomycota; Pichiomycetes; Pichiales; Pichiaceae
Product: Serine/threonine-protein phosphatase 2A activator 2
Exons: 1
Coding region: 1-1035 (344 amino acids)
Biological process (GO): mitotic spindle organization
Cellular component (GO): cytoplasm; protein phosphatase type 2A complex; nucleus
Molecular function (GO): protein tyrosine phosphatase activator activity; peptidyl-prolyl cis-trans isomerase activity
Source: RefSeq, a predicted model, not a curated record